AUGUUACUGAAGUUUAUAUCAAUCAUUGCUCUUAUAUGUUACGUGAGUGCCCAGGAAGAACGGCAACCUCGUAGCGUACUGAAUCGCAAUCGUAACAACAAUGUGCAAGCCUAUUACCAAUCAAUACCUCAAUGUAUUUGCACCCCAGGACCUCGUGGCAGUCCUGGCGAACAGGGCAGUCUCGGAGUGAAGGGACCACGUGGUGACCCCGGUCUUAAAGGCCCCAAAGGGCUUCCAGGUCCCGUUGGUCCACCUGGAAUACAAGGAUCCCCCGGACGUGAUGGAGCUCCUGGAGCACAAGGCUUACCAGGAGCAAGGGGUCGCCGUGGCUUCCCUGGGGGCAGAGGCAUUCCCGGACCUAUGGGAGUGCCUGGAUUGCCAGGACCACCAGGACCUCAAGGUGACCCUGGGGUGGCUUCACCAGCCACGACAACCACCACCACAACCACAGAGGCACCUCCAGCGAAUAGGAGAUAG
Stomoxys calcitrans (stable fly) is the source of this 477-nucleotide messenger RNA. Its product is annotated as collectin-12-like. Lineage: Eukaryota; Metazoa; Arthropoda; Insecta; Diptera; Muscidae. The record is from RefSeq and is a predicted model, not a curated record. Bases 1 to 477 code for a protein of 158 amino acids. The transcript is spliced from 2 exons.